Aspergillus oryzae RIB40 is the source of this 768-nucleotide messenger RNA. RefSeq names its product lignocellulolytic auxiliary activity family 11 protein. The record is from RefSeq and is a predicted model, not a curated record. Bases 1 to 768 code for a protein of 255 amino acids. Lineage: Eukaryota; Fungi; Ascomycota; Eurotiomycetes; Eurotiales; Aspergillaceae. The transcript has 2 exons.
AUGGCCUACAGGACGGCCAUCGACUCAGUAUUGUCAGCAACAUCCUCAAUUCACCAUCACACAAACGCAGCUACAGCCGUCGUGUAUAACAAGCUUGCAAGAACAGCCAUGCACUUCAACUCCGUCUUUAGCGUCCUUUUGUCCUGUGGCCUCGCAGCAGCACACAUGCAGAUGAGCUGGCCUUAUCCCAUACGCAGUCCACUUGACCCUCAGAACAGAGGAUCCGACAAGGACUAUGACAUGGCCAACCCCCUCAGCCCGUCUGGCUCCGACUUUCCUUGCAAGGGCUACCACAAGAACACUCCCUGGCGCGCAACGGCGGAAUACAACGCGGGCGAGUCAUAUAACAUGACGGUGGCCGGUGCUGCAACACACAGUGGAGGAUCAUGCCAGCUGUCUCUGAGUUACGACGAUGGGAAAACCUUCAAAGUCAUCAAGUCCAAGGUGGGAGGGUGCCCGCUUGAUUUCAAGUACGACUUCACGAUGCCGAGCGAUGUGGUCAACGGCCAUGCUCUGUUUGCUUGGUCCUGGUUUAAUCUAGUGGGCAAUCGUGAGAUGUACAUGAACUGCGCAAACGUUGAGGUGAGCGGAGGGAGCGGCAGCAAGCAAUCGUUUGAAAACAAUUACCCGGAUAUGUUCGUGGCCAAUGUUGGAAAUGGCUGUUCUACGGUGGAAGGGAAGCAUACGGUGUUUGCCCAUCCGGGAAAGCAGGUUACCUAUGCCGGUGGGCUUGAUGCGUCCUCACCUCCAUUCCCCAACUGCUCUUGA